UAUGAUGUUGAUUUUGCAGUGGUCCAGAAAGGCCCCUCCAGUAUAUAUUUGAGGAGAAAAAAUAAGUGGAGAACAGACACAGAAAAGUCCCAAACAAUGUAACAUGGACAGCUGACUAAUCAGAAAAGCUGUGCUAUUCUAUUAGCCAGGGAUUCUGUUGCUGCGAUGGAGGAAUUCAGCACAGACGACUUGUUUCGAUUGAAAAGGAGGAACACGAUGGCCAAACCUUUCUACGCUCUGGCCAACGCAACUGCAAACCACCGUUUCGAUGUAGACAACAUGGAGGAGCGUCAGAGGUUUGAGAGGAUGGUCAACGAGCAGCAGACCAACGAUCUUGAUCCACAGGAGCUGUCAGGCAGGAGGAAACCAGCUUUAGUCAGAUCAAAGACCUUCGACCACUCUCUGCUGACUCAGGUCCAGCCAGAAAUAGACUCCAAGAUAGAGAGGAAGAAGUCUCACUACAGCCAGCUUUCGAAGAGCAACUGCCAGUACCAUAAAAUAUUUAAGGAGAUCAGCAAAGAGGAACAGCUGAGACAGAGUUACACCUGUGCUCUGCAGAAAGACAUCCUCUACCAGGGCCGGAUGUUUGUCUCUGACCACUGGAUCUGUUUCCACUCCAAGGUGUUUGGCAAAGACACAAAGAUCGCCAUCCCAGUGAUGUCCGUCACGCACAUCAAGAAAACCAAAACUGCCAUCCUGCUGCCAAACGCUCUGGUGAUCGCCACGGCUAACGACAGGUAUGUUUUUGUGUCCUUCAUGUCCAGAGACAACACCUACAAGUUCUUGAUGUCCAUCUGUCUUCACCUGGAGGUACAGACCGCCCACAUGCAGUCCUAUCCUUUUCUGUUAGACAGUUCGUGUCAGGAGAAGAGUCCGUGCAGCAGCCCCGUCCCCUCCUCAGCGAAGAACAGCUUCCGGGGUCAGAGGUCACCUCAGUCGCCUCACCUCUCUCUAAGUUUUCCAGGGCAUUUCUGUGAUAUGGACGUAGCAGUGAGUAAAAGGAGGCAGGAGAUGGAGGAGAGCAGCAGCUCGGACUCCCCCACUCCCGACUACGACAAGAUAGCAGAGUUCCCCGUUCCUCAGUUCCUGGAUGUGUUGAAGCACAAAGACAGUGGAACCUCAACCGAUCAUCCAGACCCUGAGCACAAAGUGAAGACCCAGCAGCAGAACCAGCAGCAGAACCAGCAGCAGAACCAGCAGCAGAACCAGCAGAGCUCAGAAAAAAAGCAGCACAACACACCUCAAGCUGGCUCAGGGCUGGUGAUUGACAGCCGGACUCUGAAACCAGUUUCUCUCAACACUCUGCUCUUCAUCUACCUGUUACUAGUGUGUGUCCUUGUUUUGUCUUCCUGUUACCUGGCCUUUAAGAUCAUCUCGUUGGAGCAGAGACUGACGACGCUCGGCUCCGUCACCGAGUUCGCCCACCACGAAAAUGACUAUCUGCGGGGAAGUGAUGUUGACACGGAGCUUUUCUCUGAACUCCUUACCAUCAACCUGAUGAAGCUGGAGAAGGUGCAGAAGAACCUGCAGAGACUGCUGGACGAAGCUAGCUGAAUGUACUGGAAACAAGUAUAUUGUGAUAUAAAGAGUUCUGUAAAUAUACUGUAAAUAUGUUGAUUAGUGUGGUAGAUAAACAGGCAAUACUGAGAUGUAUUAACACAUAAACAUAAAGGGCUUUAAAAUGAUGAUACGCACAAACACUUUAUAAUCUGUUGUAGGGUCCAGUGUUUCACCUGUAAACAGGUCCAGCUGUGAUGUCACAGUGUAGCCUUCAGACACCAUGGAGUACACACGUCUACAUCACUGAGGAAGAUGAACCCCUGGUCAACAACAACACAUAACUACCAGCUGCAGUCACAGACCGAUCUGAUUAACUUUUCAUUGGCUUAAACGUGAUACAAAAGUAUUACAACAGUACUGCAUCAGUGUGAUGUACAGUACAUCUGGUGAAAUGUAGUAGAAAUAGCAGUAUUAAAGGCUCUGAUAUUUUAAGUAAUCUGUUUUGGAAGGCAGUAACAGUACUUUAAAUCUGUCUCUCAGUGGAACAAAACCUAUGUUCCGCUCACGUUGCUGUAUUUAUUUUGAAAGUUUAAAGAACAUGUUUUUGACCUAUUUUAUUUUUUUUGACCUGUCACUUUGAACUCCCUUCUGUUGACAGUAUUGGAUCAAUGUGGUGUUCUCAGGGCUGGAUUUAUCUUUUGACUUUUUGCCCAGUUUCAUGGCUGACAUAUUUCUGUCUACAUGACUCCAUUUAAGACUGAAAAACAAUGCAGGCCUUCAACCUUCGUCAUAACCCUUAAGUGGGUUUUCCUCGUGUUUAUCUCAAGCUGUACUUCAUUUCUGAAAUAAAAAUGAAAACAGCACAAAACCUAAAGUGCAAUUAAGGAGGACGUUAGCUGCUACCUCUGCCUUAAUGGGGACUCUAAUAGUCCUUAUCUUUCACAUUUAUGUGACCAUGAGACAGGGGUAUUCAUUGCGUCCAUGUCCCUGCUGAGCAUAACACAAGCUGGUCAAACCACCUUGUUGUUUUUUUACAUUUUUGCGUCACUAUGAGCAUUGUAAUCAUUUAAUCUUCUAAUUUUCCAUCCUUGCAUUGUUUGGUUGUGUGUUGAAAUCCCAUUUUUGCAAGAUAUAUUGUAGUCAUUCACUCUGAAUAAAAUCCCUGAUGCAUUCAGAAAGUAAAAUCAACAAUUUUACUACAGCUUUCAGUGCUUCCCCCAUAUUGUCAUUGGCAGUAAAUUAUAUAUAUGACAGCAACCGUGAUUAAACUUAGUAUGUGUAGUAGUUUUCAUGUUUUCUGCAGACGUUUUUAUUUACAGAGAAAUGAGACAAACCCAGCAGUAUGUGCAGCAGCGUCAUUCUUGAUUUGACCACCGGAUGGCACAGUGAAGAAGUUUCUACUGGGUAAAUUAACUGGAUGUUUAUUGUGUGUAUGUAACUGUAUGUUAACAUUUACAUGUGGCUGUAACUGUGUGUAAACACCAUGAAGAUGACUGUUACAGAGAUAUGAAUGACUGUAAUUUCAUUCUGUAAAUAUAGAAACUAUACACAGAUUUUCCUCUGUUGGAUAAAGUUAUAUUUUUGCUGUAA
Etheostoma spectabile (orangethroat darter) is the source of this 3090-nucleotide messenger RNA. RefSeq names its product GRAM domain containing 2B (gene gramd2b). Bases 166 to 1554 code for a protein of 462 amino acids. The transcript is spliced from 14 exons. The record is from RefSeq and is a predicted model, not a curated record. Gene Ontology annotation, cellular component: cytoplasmic microtubule. Lineage: Eukaryota; Metazoa; Chordata; Actinopteri; Perciformes; Percidae.